Molecule: messenger RNA, 882 nt
Organism: Aspergillus eucalypticola CBS 122712
Lineage: Eukaryota; Fungi; Ascomycota; Eurotiomycetes; Eurotiales; Aspergillaceae
Product: 1-acylglycerol-3-phosphate O-acyltransferase SLC1
Exons: 2
Coding region: 1-882 (293 amino acids)
Biological process (GO): phosphatidic acid biosynthetic process
Cellular component (GO): endoplasmic reticulum; membrane
Molecular function (GO): 1-acylglycerol-3-phosphate O-acyltransferase activity
Source: RefSeq, a predicted model, not a curated record
AUGUCCCUCUUCUCCUACGUCGCCUCGGGCAUCAGCUCCUUCGUCGUCUUCACGCUCUCUCUCUUCGCCCUCGGCCAAAAAGUUCCCCGCGCCGCCUUCGUCGCCCGGUGUCUCGCCGCCUAUGGCUCCCUCCUCCUCUGCGCCACCUACGGCGUCGUCGCCUCAAUUGUGCUCCGUGUCGCCGGCUACGGCCGCAUCUCGCAAUAUGCCACCGCGCGCAGUUUCAAGUGGGUCAUGCGCUACACCACCGGCGUGACUUUCAACAUCAUUGAAGGCGCUGAACACCUGAACACCCGACCCGCCGUGUUCAUCGGAAACCACCAGUCCGAACUGGACGUGCUCAUGCUCGGCCACAUCUUCCCUCCGUACUGCAGUGUCACGGCCAAGAAGUCCCUCAAAUAUAUUCCCUUCCUCGGCUGGUUCAUGUCCCUCUCUCGCACCGUCUUCAUUGAUCGUGCCAACCGCGAAACGGCUGUCAAGGCCUUUGAUAGUGCUGCCGAUGAGAUGCGCACCCAUCGCCAGAGUGUCUUCAUCUUCGCCGAGGGCACGCGCAGCUACUCUGAUACCCCGGAACUGUUGCCUUUCAAGAAGGGCGCGUUCCAUCUUGCGCUGAAGGCGGGUGUGCCGAUUGUGCCGGUGGUUACGGAGAAUUACUCGCAUGUGCUGUCUCCCCGGAACAUGAGGUUCGAGCCGGGCACGAUCAAGAUCAAGGUCCUCCCCCCAAUCAGCACGGAAGGUCUCACGACCGCCGACAUCGACGCCCUGACCAAGUCCACGCGCGAGUCCAUGCUCAAGACUCUGCUCGAGUUGGCCGACAAGGACAAGCAGGAGGUGGAGUCGACGGUUGCCGUGAACGGCAAGUCCACUGCUGUGGAGCUGUAG